AUGGCAGAUGCGUACAACCACCAUGUGGAAGCUUUUAGAGAAACUGAGUAUCCUAUGCUUAAGGACUCGGUUUACCUCGACCAUGCCGGGACCACUCUUUAUUCGAAGUCCUUGAUGGAGAAAUACAUGUCAGACAUGAUGUCCAACUUGUAUGGCAAUCCUCACUCAGCUUCUGCCUCCUCCCAACUAUCGACCACUCGAAUCGAAGACAUUCGCCUGAAGGUCUUGCGCUUUUUCAACGCGGACCCAGAAGAGUUCGACCUUGUCUUCGUCGCCAAUGCCACGGCUGGAAUAAAACUGGUCAUCGAAGCCUUCCGAGAGUGCGAAGGAGGCUUCAACUAUGGCUACCAUGUAGACGCGCACACAAGUCUUGUUGGGGCUCGAGAGCUUGCCAAAGCAAGUCGGUGUAUGGAUGAUGAGGAUGUAGAGAAUUGGCUUGCAGGAUCGGAAUUCCUUGCGUACCAAACUGCAGACUCGAGGGUCAACCUCUUCGCGUAUCCUGCCCAGUCGAACAUGGAUGGGCGCCGCCUACCUCUUUCGUGGACCAAAAGAGCUCAAUAUGGCCCAUUGAACACUUCAACAUAUACCCUCUUAGAUGCAUCUUCGUUAGUCUCCACGGCUCAGUUAGAUUUGAGUAAUGCAAGUAUGGCCCCAGACUUCACGGUCCUGAGCUUCUACAAAAUAUUUGGCUUCCCGGAUCUUGGUGCCUUGAUCGUCCGAAAGGAAUCCGGUGCUAUAUUGACGGGACGGAAAUACUUUGGUGGUGGAACUGUGGAUGUUGUACUAUGCAAUAAGGAACAAUGGCACGUUCCCAAAUGCGAAUCUCUUCACGAGAGUCUCGAAGAUGGUUCCCUACCAUUCCACAACAUCAUGGCAUUGGAUGCUGCGAUUGACACCCAUGAGAAACUGUACGGAUCAAUGGAGCAGAUCUCUCGGCACACAGCUUUUCUGGCCCACAAGCUAUACGACGGUUUAUCUUCGCUACGGCAUUUGAACUCGAAUCCUGUUUGCACAAUCUAUUCCAAGGGUUUUGCUUCGAAGUCAUUCGCCAGCAUGCAAGGUCCUAUCAUUGCGUUCAACCUGGUGAAUGGUAACGGGGCCUGGGUCAGCAAUACCGAGUUUGAAAAACUUGCUGCUGUUCGGAAGUUCCACAUCAGAAGUGGCGGACUUUGCAAUCCGGGAGGUAUUGCUGCUUGUCUCAACCUUGAACCGUGGGAGAUGCGAAAGAACUUCUCUGCUGGUUUCAAGUGCGGAGCCGAGACAGACAUCUACUCUGGUAAAAUUACUGGUGUGAUCCGGGCUAGUGUUGGAGCAAUGAGCACUUUGAAAGACGUUGAAUCCUUCCUAUCAUUCGUGGAGGAGUUUUACGUCGAGAGGACUGUCCCUGCAGCCGCUCCAGAUUCUCCAUCACGCCUGCGGUCGAAGAGGCUAUUUGUAGAAAGCUUGACCAUCUACCCGAUUAAGAGCUGCGCUGGCUUAUCUAUCCCAGUCAACACUGACUGGGAAGUACGCCCGGAAGGACUCGCAUGGGACAGAGAAUGGUGUCUUGUCCACCAAGGUACCGGACAAGCAUUGAGUCAAAAACGGCAUCCGAAAAUGGCUUUGAUACGCCCAGUUAUUAACUUCCGGGAGGGCGUUUUAGACAUCCGAUAUCAAGGCUCUACAGAAAAUAUCACGGUGCCCUUGUCCUCUGAUCCGAAGUUCUUCGGAUCGGCUGGUAGUGCGCAACCUUCCCGAGUCUGUGGCGAUGCCAUAGUUGCUCACACAUAUUCAAAACACGAAGUCAACGAAUUUUUCACGAGAAUCCUGGGUGUCUCCUGUGCGCUCGCCCGAUUUCCAGCUGGAGGAUCAGGCCUGAAAUCCAGGCAUGCGAAGGCACACAUGCAGAUAUAUCAGAAGCCGAGGCUGAUUUCUUCUCCACUUCACCCAGCAGGAGUCGGACCUCUCCCAACUCCCCCAGACUCAGACACCGAAGUCCAGAAGAGGCCAAUCCUUCUCUCAAACGAGAGUCCAAUUUUGGCAAUCAACAGAGCAAGUCUCGAUGCACUGAAUGAGGAAAUUACCAAAGCUGGCGGGAAGCUUGCCUCUCCCUCGGUUUUCCGAGCCAACAUUGUGAUGUCGCCUUUGGAAUCUGGUACCAAAGAGCCAUACAGCGAAGAUCAUUGGACUACUUUGCACAUCGGGCCACAGAGGUUCCAGGUGCUGGGCUCGUGCCGGCGGUGCCAUAUGAUUUGCGUAGACCAAGAUACUGCGCAGAAAAACGAGGAACCAUUCGUUACUCUAGCAAAGACACGCAGGUUCGAGUCUAAGAUAUUUUUUGGGUCUCACAUGUGUCAUGUUCCGUCGAAAACCCUCACGAAAGAGAGCCAGUAUCCCACGAUACGAGUCGGCGAUGUUGUGACAAUAGGUGCUGAGAGUUGA
This is a messenger RNA of Drepanopeziza brunnea f. sp. 'multigermtubi' MB_m1, 2421 nucleotides long. RefSeq lists its product as uncharacterized. Gene Ontology annotation, molecular function: molybdenum cofactor sulfurtransferase activity; pyridoxal phosphate binding; molybdenum ion binding. NCBI's taxonomy places the organism in Eukaryota, Fungi, Ascomycota, Leotiomycetes, Helotiales, Drepanopezizaceae. Gene Ontology annotation, biological process: Mo-molybdopterin cofactor biosynthetic process. The record is from RefSeq and is a predicted model, not a curated record.